Messenger RNA from Bemisia tabaci, 2939 nucleotides. The record is from RefSeq and is a predicted model, not a curated record. Lineage: Eukaryota; Metazoa; Arthropoda; Insecta; Hemiptera; Aleyrodidae.
UCUUCCCUUUUAGUUUUGUAACAUGCUCUUAGGUCCGCGCGUAAUGUCUUACAUAAUCUCCGCUCGUCCGCGCAUUCAUUUCCAACGCUUUGUGCUUUCAAGUCCAACUUUUUCGCAGCUUUCAAGACGCGUCUCUAAAUUUCUUCCCUUCUCAUCAGCCCCAUAUUAUCAUCCCUGCUUCAUUAACCCCUAUUUUAAUUAUUAAAACAUUUUUCUCGCCGCCCUCCUCCCUCCUUCUUUCCUCUCUCCCUCCUCUUCCUUCUCCUCCUCUCCCCCUUCUUUUUAUUUUUAUGAUCAUUAUCAUCGAGUCCUUCAUUUUCUUCCUCCGUCUUCUCUGUCAUAAUUUUCGAUUCUGCGUACUCUUUUUGACAUUGGAGUUCCUCCCAGCUCUCCCACUCUCAAAGUUGCUAUCCCAGUCUCCUCCUCUCUGCUCUUUCCCCUCUCCUUUUGCAGUAUUUUACGUUCUGUUCCCAAUAUUUUCUAUCUUUAAUUCUUUUCGUAUAAUAUUCCUGCUUUUUUCGCUUGGUUCCUGUAUAAUAAUGUUAAAGUUCUGGCAUAACUCCUUCAAACACUCACGUGAAAAUUUUCAAGUUUUAUCCUAGAAAAGUGCUCUCACAAGUUCGAUUUCUUCCUUCCUCCGUUGCCUUCAGAGUGACAUGAUGUACGGACCGUCAGACAUCAAUGAUACCUUGCUGAUUCAAGAAUUUUAUGCAAAAUGGGACACUAUGGCUGAAAAAAGUUGGACAGGAGCUGGACUCAAAUUUAUUGUCAUGAAUGUUAUAUACCUGAUUCAGCAGAUAUCGCUAUGGUUCUUAGUUCCAACUAUUAUAUUCGCAUAUCUGUGUUACUACUUCAUCAUACGCCCCAAAAAUUACGUUCGGGAUUUAAGUGAAGUGGGGUAUGAUUACUUCAUUGAGCAAGCAGCUACGCGACACCAAAAGAAAAGUAUCCAACAACUUGUGAAAAAUAUUAGGAAAACAUCAAAAAUUGGGAACAUUCCUCCGGUCUACCCCAAUGGAUGGUUCAACAUUUUGGAAUCAUCUGAAGUUUCCAAAAACCAAGUAAAAUACGUCACAGCACUAGGCGAGAAUUUUGCUGUGUUUCGCACGCCAGAAGGGAAGGUCCAUAUAAUGGACGCUUACUGCCCUCAUUUAGGCGCCAACAUGGGUCUUGGUGGGGUGGUCAGAGGUGACUGCUUAGAAUGUCCUUUCCACGGCUGGCAGUUCGAUGGGAAUAGUGGAAAAUGCACCAGCGUGCCAUAUUCUGAAAAAGUUCCAGACUUUGCGCGAGUCCGAACUUGGAAAUCAUGUGAAGUGAACGAUCUCAUUUUUGUCUGGUAUCAUGCUGAAGGAGAGGACCCAACAUGGGAGCCACAGCCCGUGAAGCAAAUCUCAAAUGGCGACUGGUGGUUUAUUGGCCGCUCCGAACACAUGAUCAAUGCUCACAUACAGGAGGUUCCGGAAAACGGUGCUGACUUAGCUCACCUGAACGUCAUUCACAGCCCCCUGAUGCUCGGAGGAAGUGACUUGCGCUACUACGAGAAACUUUGGACGGCGUUCGCUCGGCACCACUGGGCAGGCACGUGGCACGCCAACACCGAUGCACCGCACACUGCAACGAUGCACUUAUCGCACGAGGUUCGGCUUUUCAACAAAGUCCGCGUCAUCACCGUCAAAGUCACCGCUGAGCAGAUCGGACCAGGAUAUGUCGAGCUUACAAUGGACACAUGCCUCGGCCGCCUUGUGAUGUUACAAACUGUUACUCCGGUCGAACCUCUCGUUCAAAAAGUUAUUCAUAGAGUCUACUGUCCUCCAACUCUCCUGCUAUACGGACACUUCGUGUUGUCAGCAGAGUGCAUAAUGCUUGAACGGGACAUAAUGGUAUGGAAUCAUAAGAAAUAUGAAGAAAAACCAAUUCUUGUAAAAGAAGAUAAAUCGAUCCUGCACUACAGAAGAUGGUACAGCCAGUUUUAUUCCAAAAACAGCCCUCGUUUCAAAUACCAGAAGGAUACUCUGGAUUGGUAAAUGAGGAAAGUCUAAUAGCGUCCCGUGGAUUUUCUUCAUCGACAUUGACAAAAUGUGCAAAAUUGUUUUUAUUUGAUUUUUGAAACUGAAAAUUUGAUGCUCAAAAGAAUAUGUCAUUUCUUAUUAUUGUGUGGAAUUUGUGUAAUGCAUUCCGAAGUCUUCAUUAUGAAAAAAAUAAUUUUCUUAAUUGGUGUCGACCAAUUCUUCGAAGGUGCCUUGUUCUGAAUAAUUCAGUUCUAUUAAAUUUUGAAGCAAAUUUGGUUGUGAAACUCCUCUCCCCCUCUAAAAAAAUAACAGAAAAUGUAGGGCUGUCACCUCUUUUUAUUCUGUGACGUCAACUGUAAUAUUGCUCAAUCUAGUCUUGUGUUCAAGCUGAUUUUUUUUCUGUUUGCAAAGAAGGGAUGCGUGUCAAAGUAUAUGCCCCAUUGCCCCUGUCUCCAUGUAUGCUCUAAUUACUUUAAUGAACUCAUCUGUUUAGCGAUUUAAUACUCUCAGAGAUACAAACUGCUACAGUCAGGGAUCAACGCACCGUGAAGUCCAUUAAACGACAUGAGAGGUUACUCAAUUGGAAAGAGCACUUUCACGUUCAUUUUUGAGAAUUUGCCUCAGACAUGUUUAUUGGGAAACGUUCCUUCUCCCGAAAAAGGGGAGUAUCUUUGUGGAGGAAUGAAGUUUUUAACAGAAAAUGCUUUUCAUUUUUAGUGAUAAUGAAUUUAAGACUGCGUCGAUUAUUAGUUUCUUUUGUACCUCAAUUUUUAUUUCCCUGCGUUCAGGAUUAGUUUUUUCUUCCUUUUUGUUUUCCUUAAUUUAUAUUAUAUUUUAAAGCAUGUACAGUAACUUAUUUGCCUUGUAUAGAUUAUCAAGUUAGGUUUUUUUCUAUGAGAUUGUUUUAAUACAUUUUUACUGAGAUUUGAA